Rotaria socialis is the source of this 1623-nucleotide messenger RNA. NCBI's taxonomy places the organism in Eukaryota, Metazoa, Rotifera, Eurotatoria, Philodinida, Philodinidae. The record is from the annotation of a GenBank genome assembly.
AUGUCCGACCGUACAUUUUCACUCGAAGAUCCGCCUAAUAUUGAAGAAUUGAAUAUAUCAUCGGCAAGUCAAGCAUCGCUUGAAUGCCGUCUUGAACAUAUUCCAUUGUACUCAUGGAUUGAAUCGAAUUUAACAACGCUCCGUAUUAAUCUUGCACGACGUGGUUUAAAUGAACAAGAUAUUAACGAUAAAGAGCAAACAGUAAUUAAUAAUUUAAAGACAUGUUUACAAGAAUUAAAUGAAAGUGAAAUCAAAGAAAAUGAAUUACUUCAAGCACGUAUACGUGCUACGUCAGAUGAGUGCAUUCAUUUAAAUCGACUUCUUAAAUUAGAUUAUAGCACAAAAAAAAUUGAAAAUGAAGAUUUAACAUUAGUCGAACAAUUGAAGCAAGCGAAUGCGCUUCUCGAUAAAAUCAAUCAAGUUUUGAGAAAAAAACUAGAAGAGAUAAAUCAAUCAAGAAUAAAUGAAGAAAAAUUAUGUAAUAAAUUAGACGAAAAACCAAUUGAAUUUGAUAAUGAGGAUCAAAUGCUUUACGACGAAAGACAAGAAAUUCUUGAACAGCAUAUUCAAGAUUUACAGACUUUACAGAACGAUCGUUCGUCAGCUAUUGAACAAGCGCGUAGACAAAUUCAUGAAAUGAAAGUUGAACUUGCCCUUGAUAAUACAUAUAAUCAACCAAGCGAUGAUAAUCAAGUGCUCAAUCUUAUCGAUGGGCCUGUACAUCUAAUUGAAUUAUCGAAAACAAAUGUUCAACGUUUACUUACUAUCACUAAUGAGCUCGAUAGUUUAUAUCAAGCAAAUCGAAUCAAGGCUGAUCAUCUUGUUAAUACACUGCAUGCGCUCUAUGAACGAUUAAAUUUAACUGAGUCAGACAAAUAUAUUAAACUACCACUUGAUCAUCCUCAUCGACCAGCAAAUCUUAUUCUAUUAGAAAACGAAAUCGACCGAUGUAAAGAAUUACGUCGACAAAACAUGCGAACAUAUAUUGAAAACAUUCGAGAUGAAAUUUUUGCUCAAUAUGAAAAAUGUUUCUAUGGCCGUGAACAAAUGGAAAGUUUUCCUCCAUUAUACUCCAAUGAUUUUACUGAAGAAUUACUAGAUGAACAUGAAAAAGAAUUAGAAGAUAUCAAUUUGUACUAUGUGCAUAAUGAACAAUUAUUUGUCAAUCUUGCUAAUUGGCAUGAAGCUUGGGCUGAAUAUCGAGAAUUUCAACGUCAAGCGAGCGAUCCUGAUCGAUUUAAACGUCGAGGUUAUUCAGCUGUACAAGAAGAAAAACAACGUAAACAUUUAGAAUUUUCAUUGAAAAAACUUCAAGAUACUGUUCAACAACUUGGCAAAGACUAUGAACAAGAAUUUGGACAUCUAUUUCUCGUUGAAGGAGUUCCUGUUCAGGAUUUUUUCAAUAACGAAAAAGAAAAUUAUUCUCAAGAAAAAGAACUUGAAAAAGCACGAAAACAACUAGCCCGUGGUCAAACACCAACCAUGUCGCAUGCACAAGCAACUACGAAACGAUUAGAAAUGAGUGCAAAAACUCCAGGACGACAACAAACGAAUCUUGGCAAAGAAGGUGAAAUCAAAAUAUCAACACCAUUUCGACCAGCUAGUGGUAUUCAUAAACGUUAA